CUUUCUCUCGUCAGACUCUGCUCCACCUAACGGGAAGCAACGACGGCAGUUUUAAUCUUUCAUUGGGAAAAAGGGUGAAAGGCGACACGAAAAUACAACAAUUUGUCCUCGCCUCUCAGCCUCCAGCCAGAAUGAUCCACAGCCUCUUCCUCGUAAAUGCCUCAGGGGACAUUUUCCUGGAGAAGCACUGGAAAAGCGUGGUCAGCCGCUCCGUGUGUGACUACUUCUUUGAAGCUCAGGAGAGGGCCACUGAGCCGGAGAACGUCCCUCCGGUGAUCCCCACACCGCAUCACUACCUUAUCAGUGUGCUCAGGCAUCGCAUCUACUUUGUCGCAGUCAUCCAGAGCGAGGUGCCUCCGCUGUUCGUCAUCGAGUUCCUGCACAGAGUCGUCGACACGUUCCAGGACUAUUUUGGAGUGUGUACAGAGGCUGCCAUUAAGGACAAUGUGGUAGUGGUCUAUGAACUACUGGAGGAGAUGCUGGACAACGGCUUCCCAUUGGCCACAGAGUCCAACAUCCUUAAAGAGCUCAUUAAACCUCCCACAAUCCUCCGCACAAUGGUCAACACCAUCACAGGCAGCACCAAUGUGGGUGAACAGCUUCCUACAGGCCAGCUGUCAGUGGUGCCAUGGAGACGCACCGGAGUCAAAUACACCAACAAUGAGGCCUACUUUGACGUGGUGGAGGAGAUCGAUGCUAUCAUCGAUAAAUCAGGCUCCACCAUCACAGCAGAGAUUCAGGGAGUCAUUGACGCCUGUGUGAAACUGACGGGCAUGCCUGACCUCACUCUCUCAUUUAUGAAUCCUCGGCUGCUGGAUGACGUCAGCUUCCACCCGUGUGUUCGGUUCAAGCGCUGGGAAGCCGAGCGGAUCCUCUCCUUCAUCCCCCCUGAUGGAAACUUCCGGUUGCUCUCGUACCACGUCAGCUCUCAGAACCUGGUUGCGAUUCCAGUUUACGUGAAACACAACAUCACCUUCAGGGAGGGAAGCUCCCAGGGACGCUUUGACCUGACGCUGGGACCAAAACAGACGAUGGGGAAGGCUGUGGAGUCAGUGCUUGUCAGCAGCCAGCUGCCCAGGGGAGUCCUGAACGCCAACCUCAACCCCUCACAGGGAACAUACACCUUUGACCCCGUCACUAAGAUGUUGUCUUGGGACGUUGGUAAGAUCAACCCUCAGAAGCUUCCCAGUCUGAAAGGCACAAUGAGUCUGCAGGCCGGAGCCUCCAAACCUGACGAGAACCCCACCAUCAACAUCCAGCUCAAGAUCCAACAGAUGGCCAUCUCAGGGCUGAAGGUGAACCGGCUGGACAUGUACGGUGAGAAAUACAAACCCUUCAAAGGCAUCAAGUAUAUGACAAAGGCUGGCAAGUUCCAGGUGCGGACAUAAAGACUGCCACUCUGUAACCAGCGGACCAAACCACCAUGAGACUGAUGGGGGGUGAUGUGAGUGGGGAAGGGAAGUUGGUACAUUCCCUGUGUAUAUGCAUUUCAGGAUUUACCUACGAAUAUUGAAGGCUUCUUCUUGUAGCAGUUAAGAAUGGACCAUUGCACAUUGACGUUAAUGAAUCAGAUGUCCAGUAAACCGGUUAGAGCUUUGAAACAAGUGUAUAAAACAUAUCCACAGGCUGAACCCAACAAAUCCUAAAGCAAGAGGUUUUUCUCCUGAUGUUUACUUUUAGCUGUGAUUAUUUCGAACCAUGCAUUGAUUCAGGCAAAGAACAAGCCCCAGUGUGAUGCUGUACAGUUGAAGGGUUGACAAUGAUCAGCGCUCCCACACGGUUUUUCAUCUGUGGCAUGUUUGUCUGGGAUGAUGUGUGCUUAAACAAGAUAUAUCAGACCAAUGGCGUUCCUCAGUGUAGAUUACGAUAUCAUGAGUCAUAAAGACAGACUGGAAUUCAGUAUUUCCCUAAAAAAGUUGGAUCAGACUCAUAGACUGUAUAAAACAUGAAUGUAGUCUCAGUGACGUCAUCCAUAGGUCUCUGACACAGAGUUUUGAAGCCUGCAGACGUUGAGUUAAGGUGAGCCUUUAGCCUCCUCACUAACAACUACAGUGUCCCCACCUUUCAGCCAAGUCAGCCGUGCCCCUAAUUAUGCAAAAAUCCUAACUCUGAUAUCUUCAAAACUAAACUACCCCCAGUAGAGUGUGUAUGACAGAGGAAUGAGCUCUUUAGACUGAGACCAGUUUUUGUACCAGGCUGUAAACAUUUCUGCUGUUAGAGUGGGUGUGAAUGUGGCUUUCGGGGCUUUUGCAGCCAGCCGCUCAAAGCUCUGCAGCUCUGCAGCUUUUAGCACUUCCACAUUGGCUUCCUUUCUCAAGACCAGAAGUUGCUGCUUGAUCAAAAUACAAAUAGGGCAGGUGGAUAUUCUGUAACAGCCUGAGUUUAAAUGUAUAAACCAGAGGAACAGGUUACCCUCUGUUGUCAAAAAUAAAACGAAGGAAAACAUGAGCAGCAUCUUUUUUCCACCUCCGAACAUGUUAAAUCAAAAAUACUGUUUUUUUUUUUUUUAUUCCUUGUAACAUACACUUGGAAAAACCUGAUGUACCCCCCUUGAUGCAGUCCUUUAUUUUUAAUCUUUAAACAGUGUUUUGUUUUCUGUUUUGUUUUCCUCUUUCCUUUUGUUACAAUGACUUGACAAAGUUGUCCGCAGCACUGGAGUCAGCACACUGGCAUACAAGAAUGUGACACUGGAGCCGUCCUCAAUCAUGCACUUUGACAUCUGCUGGUACUUUACAUUUCUUUUGGAUGUUAUUCUUUGUACUGGAUUUGGAGUUGCUGAAGCUGUUUGAGAUACUGUGUUUCUUAAGAUGAACUUCAGGUUCGUGUUUGCCUGUUUUAUUCAUCUUGUGUGAUUAUUUAUUAAACAAAACAGAUGUCUUGUAUUUUAUGUUUCCCCUUUCUGCACAUGUUUGAGACAUUCUUGAAAGCUUUAAUUUUACAGAGGUUUUUUUAUUGAGUUGAACUUUGACCAAACAGCAUGAGCAGUUUCCCCAACCUGUUUUUGUUCUCAGCAUAAAAAAAUAACCGUGGCCAUGAAACAGAUUUUUAAUGAGUCCGUUUGGUGCUCUAACACUGUAACCCAAAUGACUACAGCUUAUGUCUGCUUCACCGUCUUUAUAUUCAGAGAAACUGCUUCGUGCUUUCUAAUGUCUUUCAAACAUCUCAUCAUAGAAACGGAUAAAUGGCCGGGCACCUCAGAAGAAGUGUUGAAGGUUGUGUUUGUUAAACAGCCUCCAAUGGAGUCUUACAAUGGUUAAAAUAAAAAUCUGAUGUGUUGUAA
Molecule: messenger RNA, 3280 nt
Organism: Notolabrus celidotus (New Zealand spotty)
Lineage: Eukaryota; Metazoa; Chordata; Actinopteri; Labriformes; Labridae
Gene: ap3m2
Product: adaptor related protein complex 3 subunit mu 2
Exons: 9
Coding region: 132-1388 (418 amino acids)
Biological process (GO): endocytosis; intracellular protein transport
Cellular component (GO): clathrin adaptor complex; cytoplasmic vesicle
Source: RefSeq, a predicted model, not a curated record